Messenger RNA from Thlaspi arvense, 684 nucleotides. The record is from the annotation of a GenBank genome assembly. NCBI's taxonomy places the organism in Eukaryota, Viridiplantae, Streptophyta, Magnoliopsida, Brassicales, Brassicaceae.
AUGGGGAUAGGCGGCGGAGGAGGAGAGCAGAGGAAAGGCGGUGGCGAAAUGAUGGCGAUGGCGAGCUUGUUCAACGAUCAGCAGAACCCAAUUCAGCAGUUACAGGUCAAAUUCAAGGAGGUGGAAGUUGGUUUCAAGACGUGGUUGUCGAAGCAGUCGCUUCCGGUGGAAGCCGCCGUCGUUUCCACCAUGAGCGGUGUACAGGGAGCUUUCAUCGGCGGUCUAAUGGGAACACUAUCCCCUGAAAUGCCUCAGUCCGGCGUUGACGCCCAAGCCAUGGCCUCGAUGAAGCAAGCUCAGGCUCUUGUGGGUGGACCAUGGGUCCAGGCUCGGAAUUUUGCUGCCAUUACUGGUGUUAAUGCUGGAAUUGCUUGCGUAAUGAAACGCAUUCGAGGCAAAGAGGAUCUUGAGUCUGCCGUGGUCGCAGCAUUAGGAUCUGGAUUCGCGUACUCUUUGGUGAGCCAAGGCUUGCAAGGACAACCUAUGAACGCAAUCACCACCGCUGCUGGAUUUGCUGUAUUCCAAGGAAUCUUUUUCAAGGCGAGUGAAUCAUUUUUGGACUCUUUACUUAUGGAUCAUGUGCGCGCUAAGAGAUGUGAGUAUCCCACCAGGGCCAAGGCUUCUGAUACUAGACCAUAUCCAGAGUACAGGGACCCUGAGAUGAAGGGCAAACGAGGAAAGUAG